Messenger RNA from Suillus subalutaceus, 156 nucleotides. RefSeq lists its product as uncharacterized. The transcript has a single exon. NCBI's taxonomy places the organism in Eukaryota, Fungi, Basidiomycota, Agaricomycetes, Boletales, Suillaceae. The record is from RefSeq and is a predicted model, not a curated record. The annotation marks the transcript as partial.
UUCGCAACUCGUUCUGCACGAUUCAUUGAUGCUUAUCAAAAGGGAUUAAACGGUGUGAGAGCUGCAUGGGCUAUCAAGAGGUACCGAGGGCAUUGUGUCCGACUCCUUCCUCCCAGCAUCAUGCAAGAAUUUGAUGAUGCUCACUCGACUGCCUGA